This is a messenger RNA of Manis javanica (Malayan pangolin), 791 nucleotides long. It is a transcript of the gene LHB, whose product is annotated as luteinizing hormone subunit beta. Gene Ontology annotation, cellular component: cytoplasm; extracellular region. Gene Ontology annotation, molecular function: hormone activity. Gene Ontology annotation, biological process: G protein-coupled receptor signaling pathway. Lineage: Eukaryota; Metazoa; Chordata; Mammalia; Pholidota; Manidae. The record is from RefSeq and is a predicted model, not a curated record.
CUUUUUCCUGUGCCACGAACAUGACCUCUAGCAUCUGAGGAUUGAGUCUGUAAAGUCACUUUCACUUUGGGAGUUUGCUGCUUCUUGGUUAGGCGGCCACUCAGGAAGUGGGGAGAGGGGAUGCUGCACCGAGCCACUCCUGCACCUCCCUGACCUUGUCUGCCUCUCGCCCCCGGGGAGAUUAGUGUCCAGGUUACUCCACUAUGCCACCACCCCCAGUGGCCUUGCCACCCCCACAGCCUGCAAGUAUAAGACCAGGUAAACACGGAAGGGGAGGCACCAAAGAUGGAGACGCUCCAGGGGCUGCUGCUGUGGUUGCUGCUGAGUGCGGGCGGGGUGUGGGCAUCCAGGGGGCCACUGAGGCCACUGUGCCAGCCCAUUAAUGCCACCCUGGCUGCGGAGAACGAGGCCUGCCCUGUCUGCAUCACCUUCACCACCAGCAUCUGUGCCGGCUAUUGCCCCAGCAUGGUGCGGGUGCUGCCAGCUGUCCUGCCACCAGUGCCCCAGCCAGUGUGCACCUACCAUGAGCUGCGCUUUGCCUCCGUCCGGCUCCCCGGCUGCCCGCCAGGCGUGGACCCCAUGGUCUCCUUCCCUGUGGCCCUCAGCUGUCGCUGCGGGCCCUGUCGCCUCAGCAGCUCCGACUGCGGGGGUCCCAGAGUCCAACCCUUGGCCUGUGAUCGCCCCCCACUCCCAGGCCUCCUCUUCUCCUAGGCAUCCCCUCAACCUCCCACGCCCACCCUGACCUGUGGAGCCAGAUGUGCCUCUUCUCCCCGCCCCAUAAAAUAAAGGUU